AUGACUCAAAGGUCCCAGAAUGUAUCAGUAUCGUGCUCCAAAGAAGCAGUGUAUGGAUGUGUAAGAUAUAUACUUUGCCGCGAAGGUAGCAAAAUACCGAUAAAGAGGUCUGAUAUUAUAAAUCACAUCAGCGAAACCUGCAAAGUUACAAAACAAAAUGCUAGUCAUGUGUUUAUUGCCGCUCAAAACGAGUUGAAAAGGGUGUAUGGUUAUAAAGUUGUGGAAUUAAAGUUGAAAGAUGCCAUACAAUGUAUAGUAGUCCUAGAUAAGCCGGAAAAAUCUUUACUGUCUUCAUCUACAAAUCCUUACCAUCGGAGACUGUUGAUUGUGGUUCUAACACACAUUUUUAUGUCAAGUGGACCUGUCGCUGAAGCAGAAGCUUAUGUACUAGUCGAGAAUGACCACAAACAGAGGAAAAUUGUAACAAAUGUGUUCACAAAGCAACUAUAUUUGACACAUUACAAGGAAGGCGAAGGUGAAUUAGCAAGAUUUGUUUUUGAUUGGGGACCCAGAGCUCAUAUAGAAGUACCAAAAAUGUUUCUACUCAAUAAAGUUGCCAAUGCUCUGGAAAAAGAUCCACAGCAUUGGUCUGAACAAUAUAAAAUAGCGUCCACUGAUAACAGUAAUCAAGAAAGAGAUUAA
This is a messenger RNA of Danaus chrysippus (African queen), 642 nucleotides long. Lineage: Eukaryota; Metazoa; Arthropoda; Insecta; Lepidoptera; Nymphalidae. The record is from the annotation of a GenBank genome assembly.